AUGACCCCCAGCCUCUUCAGCCGGAUCGCUCGCGCGCGACGCACCGUCGUGCUGAGCAUCAAGAGCCUGCUGCUGCACCCGAUGCGCAGCGGGCUCACGGUGCUGGGCAUCCUCAUCGGCGUGACGAGCGUCGUCUGGCUGCUGGCGAUCGGCGAGGGGAUCAGCCGCGCGUCGCAGGAGCAGAUCGCCGCGCUCGGGGCGAACAACAUCAUCGUCCGCACGAUCAAACCGAACAGCGACAAGUUCGACGGCGGCGGCUACGGCGUCACGCGGGCCGAUUACGUCAAGCUCCGUUCGACGCUCUCGACGCUCGAGUCGGCCGUCCCCAUCCGCGAGAUGAAGAGCGAGUUCCGCGUCGGCCGGCGUUCGGUCGAGGGGCGGCUGGUGGGCUGCACGCCCGACUACCGCGAGACGGCCCGACUCACGAUCGACCGGGGCCGCUUCCUCUCCGACGGCGACGGCCUCACCGAGCGCAACCACUGCGUGCUCGCCGCCGAAGUCGCCCAAGAGCUGUUCCCGCUUGGCGGGGAACUCGGGGGCCUCGUGCAGCUCGACCACGAGUUCUACCAGGUGAUCGGCGUCGUCGAGCCGCGCUCGGCUUCGGCGGGCAUCGGCGGCUCGCUCGCCGCGGAGGACUACUCGGCCGACGUCUACAUCCCGCUGCAAACGAUGUGGCGCCGGCGCGGCGACCAGAUCAUCCAGAUCCAGCCGGGUCAGUUUCGCCGCGACCUGAUCGAGAUCUCGCAGGUCACGCUCCGCGUCGGCGACUCGGACGACGUGCUGCCGACGGCCGACUUGGUGCGCGACACGAUCGCCGACGACCACCCGCUGUCGGACUACGCCGUCACGGUGCCGAUGGAGUUGCUGGAGCAAGCGAACACGACGCGACUGAUGUUCAUCCUGCUCUUGGGCCUGAUCGCGGCGAUCUCGCUCGUGGUGGGCGGCAUCGGCAUCAUGAACAUCAUGCUCGCGACCGUCACCGAACGGACCCGUGAGAUCGGCAUCCGCCGCGCUCUCGGGGCGAAGCGCCGCGAUAUCGUCGGCCAGUUCCUGACCGAGAGCGUCGUCUUGUCGGUCGUCGGCGGCGGCUUGGGCGUCGUCGGCGGGCUAUUCUGCCGGCCGCUGGCGAUCGGGCUGCGGCAGCAGCUCGAGAGCUGGAUCCCUGAGCAGAUGGCCGCGGUCCCCGACCUGGUGCGAAACGUUGAGCCUGAGAUCGUGCCGUGGUCGAUCCCGCUGGCGCUGGGCAUCUCGGCGGUGGUCGGCGUCGGCUUCGGAACAGGCAUGCCCAUGCUUCGGGUGGGCGUGGAAGUCAGGGUGUCCGCCAAGCUGCGAGUUACUGCGCGUGGCGGCCUAACUGCGGACGGGCACAUUGACUGCGUUGGCUGGCUGGUUGAUGACAACGCAGACAGACGGAUCGAGCUCGUCGCGUCCCGUUUUUGGCAAUCUCUUUCGAAGUUUGCCCCUCCUACGGGCGGAGGAAAGUACCUGUUCUCCGAAGACGUCAUUGCAACAGGGAGACUCACGACCGGUGACGCAGGCGAUUCUGUGUUCCUUGCAACUAGCUUGCAAUUUGAAGACAGAUUCACUGGAAGCGUGCUCGUGACAUUUUCUACUUGA
Cladocopium goreaui is the source of this 1617-nucleotide messenger RNA. NCBI's taxonomy places the organism in Eukaryota, Dinophyceae, Suessiales, Symbiodiniaceae. The record is from the annotation of a GenBank genome assembly.